Messenger RNA from Nothobranchius furzeri (turquoise killifish), 6577 nucleotides. NCBI's taxonomy places the organism in Eukaryota, Metazoa, Chordata, Actinopteri, Cyprinodontiformes, Nothobranchiidae. The record is from RefSeq and is a predicted model, not a curated record.
UAGACUCCAUUUCCCAUGAUGCUCCGCGGCGUGGCGGCAGCAGCAGCUGUGCGCUCAGACUUGCCCGCAGCAAAGUGAUGAUAACAUGCCGAACAAGGUAGAAAAGCGUAGAAUUUGACAUUCCGCCUGCUCCUUUAGACAGUGGUGCGGCAUCACUGAUGCCUAAACCUGCGGAGUAGCACGAUGGCUGCCGAAGCUGUUCAUUGUAACUUGAGCCAGAAUGGCAUCGAUCAUCAGAUGUACCCAGAAGACAUGACAGCUCAGCUGGAGGGGGAGGAGGUGUCUGUGGACGUCGAGCCCAACCAGCUGGAUGACGGCGGCCCAAGCUGCCAGGAAAUCGCCCGACACGUGUACCACCGCCGCUCCCCUCCACACCGCUCCGUCUCUGAGUCUGAGCUGACCCGGCCGGGUUACGUGAAGCUGUCCAAGCCCGUGGCUCUGUGGACCCAACAGGACGUGGUGAAAUGGCUGAAAAAGCAUUGUCCCAAUCAGUACCAGGUCUACAGCGACUCGUUCAAACAGCACGACAUCACAGGGCGAGCUCUCAUGAGACUGACAGAGAGAAAGCUGGAACGAAUGGGAGUCAUGCAAGAAGCCCAGAGGCAGCACAUCCUGCAGCAGGUCCUGCAGCUUCGUGUCCGAGAGGAAGUCAGGACUCUACAGCUUCUCACACAAGCCUCUCUGGAGUGCUCUCCGUCUUCUCCAUAGUUUGAUGGAUCAGGCCUUUGACGACACACACACACACACACACACAUCCAGACUACCCUCCAUGGACCUGUCUCAGAUCUUCACGCCACUUCAGGUCUCUGUCCUUGAUUUCGCCAAAAACUCUCACACCGUCUCCUUCCACUGGAAACAAAUCCCUCACUGCUUCCUGUGAAUCUGACCAGUAGUUUCCACUGCAGCCACCGUUUCCAAACUUUACUUCCUUUAUGCAUCCAAAUAUUCCACAAAGAUACGAGCUCUUACCGCGGUGUGGAAAACGGUUAAACACGAAGGACACUUUUGCACCAUCGCUUCACUUCUUCCUCUUUAGGCUGAGACCUCCGGUAUAAUCAUCAUUCCUCAAACUUCCUGCCUCUCUGAUUGUGGCAUGCUAGCCUCUCCAUCCCGGCACUUCAGUGUGUUUUCCUCUCUACGAACUCUGACGUUCUACUGAGGCUGGACUUCCAUUUUCUUCCUCUUUUUCCCGGGACUGUAUUCCAACCAACACAGAAGAGAGGCACAUCCCACACGACUAUUAGUGUUUGUCGUCUCUGUCGUUGUGUGAAAUGGACCAAUAAAAAGUGUUAGCCGGCACGUAGUGAAGUGCCCAUACCUCCUCUCGCUUGUUGCCCUUUCUCCGUAGCCUUUCAGGUUGCAACUUUGGGCGUGGAACAACUGAACUGUGAAAACAGUGGAGGAAAGAUAAAGAACGGACCUGGUGGGAAAUCAGGUACUUGGAUAAAGAAAAACAAGGGAAAUGAAGCAGAAAAACGGCGUAAGAAGGAAAUCCUCUGUGCUCUGAAAAGCUUGGGGGUUGUAGGUAAACUCAUUUGACAAAUCGAGAGAAAAGGAUGAACCAGGAAACACUCUUUUUUCACUCUAAUGAGGAGCGGAAAAGAAGAAAAGACAUGAAAGUUGACAAAAGAAGAGCCGUUUUUCCAUUCCCCGUCUCUUAACACUUUUGUCUGCUUUCCAUCCCGAUGCUUGAACCUAUUUUUGGAAGAGUUGUACUCAAACGGUGUAGAAGUGCUGUGAGCAAAGACUUGUCAUGCAAAAGUGUUAUCUGUCACUCGUAUCUGGAACAAACACCAUUACUGUGUGGUGAGAAACUACAACCUCUGCUGUGUGUGUGGAAAAUGGCCACUCAUUGUUGAUGUUCUAGGCAUCUUAGAAGCACUGCGCCUGUAAUGGAAGUGUAAAUCGGACCUUCAUCUUCACCACUAAAUGUCUGUCGGUGUAAAUACGUUAUAAAACCUGUAGCCGGUAUAAUGACCUUUCAAUGUCAGCCACCUAUUUCAGCUUACCAGAGAGAUGUGUAUCAAGAGAUCUUAUCUGCUGAUGUAGCAUGAGCCGUUGUCACAGUAACAACAUCCUUUCGUUUCCUGGAUGGGAGCGUAGAGCAGCUUCUGCAUUUAGAGGAGAUGGAAAAAACACGGGUCGGCGUCAGAUUUUAAUCUGCGCUUUUGUUUAGAUGGCGGCUGCAGCUUCAUGCUCUGAAGAGAAGAGAGCGAAUGGUAUCGAUCCAAGACGUAAACAGUUGGCCUUCCAAGAUUUUUAAUCCUCAAGGAGUGUGUGCAUGUGUGUGCUGACAGUUACAUGGAAGGGGAGUUGUUUGGGCUAAAACAUGAGGGGUUAUUUCACACUUGGUGGGAGAUGCCAUGUUUGUGUCCCUCUGUGUUACGAGCAGGAAGGGAAGGGACGAAGCUGCUGUUUGGAUUGGAAUUUCUCAGUUUCUUGAUGUCAAGUCGGAAAACAUUUAAAAAAAAACUGACUGGAAGGAGAUUGAAAUCAGUUUUUGUGUGUGCAGAAACCCACUUGACAGGAGAUUCUGACAGUAUGACUAAAUGUUUUCAACAGAUUCUGGGAUUAAAGUGGCAAUAAAAAUUUCUGACGUUAGGUGAAUCCCUACUGUAGCAUCUGGAAUUUAAACAUACUUAUCAUGCAGGGACUGUUCACGUAAUUCUGCUAACGGCUAGUCUGAGCACAGCCGAGACCAGAAUGCAUUGCUGCUGCAUUCAAAUGGGUCCAUUAAAGAAAACCGUAUUUCAUCACUAUGUUAUUUUAUUUUUAUAUCAGCACCAACUGUGAUAUUAGUUAUGUAGUUAUUUACUAGCAUAAAUAUCACCAUCUGCAAAAGUAGCUCUUUCAGUUUAUCCCAGGCUCAAAUCCAGGAGAAUUCCUCCAAAAGAAAGCUCUGUAACGUUGUAAUGAAUUGUAAAUUAACUUGUGAUUAGAGUUAAGAAGGCAAUAAAACACCUUGAUCAUGACUGAGCUCAGACUAGCACUUAGCUCAUCAAUCAAUCAAUCAAUCAAUCAAUCAAAUCAAUCAAAGAUACUUUAUUAAUCCCAGAUGCACGUAAACCACGGGUGUCCAAAUUUUCUAACAAGAACCAAAAACAUCAAGUUUGUAGGUCACAAAAAAGUAAUUAAAAAAGAGUUUACUUAUAUUUUUUCUUUUAUGUUUACUACUAAAAUGGUCAUUAAAUAAGUUUAAAUCUGAAUAUAAAAUGUAAAAUGUUUGGAUCUACUUUGACAGUCUGCUGGGGAGAUAAAAUGUCCCUGUUUUAGAAACGCACUUGGGGAGCCGCACUAAAUCACUUGGAAGGCCACAAAUGGCCCCAGGGCCACACUUUGGAUAUGCCUGGCUUAAUUAAACUGUUUUAACUCUUUAAAUCACCUCAUCUGAGAAUAGGUGUCACAAAAUGUGCCGUGUAGUCUCUAAUAAGCUAACUAUCAAUGCUUAUAUCCGCAAUAUGCUAACGAUUAUUUCCUUAUUCUGUUUUGUUUAAUAGCUAAUGAUUAGUUACUGACUGGAAGUUUGUUACAUAUGAAGUCUAAAAGCAACAAAUCAGAGAUUAGUUUAUCAAUUGUUUAAUUUCUAGUUUAACAAAAUAGAAAUUUCAAUAUACCACACAAGAAUUAUUAGCUUAACAGAUUAUUAGCCUAGGAGUUUUUUUUCCUUCAUUUACAAGUUAAUAGUGCCCUUUUCCCUUUAGAGACACCAACUGGCCUAAUCCCAAUUCUCGUACGUCGCCCUACGGGCUUCUGUGAAGUGCACAAGUACACAAGUGUGGUCAAUUGGGACAGGACCAUUGCAUCAUUGACUGCAACGCAUACUGGUCGCUGUUUGUGCAACUUUUGAAAAAAUCUUUAUUAACAACUUUCAAACAAACAAUUAUUUGACAAAAUGUACAUUAAUUACUGGCCAAAUUAAACCUUAAUCUAAACAUCCAUAUCGUUUAUUGUCCUAAAAUAAACUUCAUUUGAAAGUAAAGGAGACUUGAACCAUUGCUCUGGCUUCUUCUCAAAACUCCCACACAGCAAUGAAUCGUGGGUAAUACUCUUGCCUGAAGUCCGCAUUGAUGCGGACUUGGGCGAAGUGUGUAUCAACGGUGCAAAGGGGGCAUGGCCACCUUCCGGAUUUAAGGAUCGGUACACCCUACGCACUCACACCCCUGGACGGGAACGGGCAGUUCAUGGGCGCAGGGGUGGAAGUGAAAGUAUUGGGAUUGGGCCACCGUUAGGAUGACAAGUGCAGGAUGUAGUACUUCACUACUAGUGCCAAAUAACAUAUUUCUGUAUGGGGAAAAUAAUCUGCCUGACAGAAUUAGAAACUUUUAAUAGCCGACAAGUCACAGAUGGUCCUGAAUAAACCAUCUAAUGGCCUGGCGCUAUGUAUUAUCAAUCUAGUCAUGUAGAAGCUCCUUUCCUCCCGGAACUACAACUGUUGUAGAGUCAAUCAGAACUAAAAGCUUGAGAUUGCCACUUUAACCUCAUAUUGAAGUAAUUGUGCCAAAAGGGUAAAGCGUGAAAAAGAAGCGAGGUAACAGCUUAGCUCAGCGUAAAGCCUAGAAAUGGGAUGAGAAGCAACAAGCAUUGGGUAAUUAUGUCAAUUGCACUUUAUUCUACUGUUUUUAAUUUUUUCACGUAAGGUCAGCAGCUGGGAAAUCCACUUAGACGCACAGCUAAAGAUCUAUGAUCCUUUCAGAGAAUAACAAACCUGAAUAUGUGCUGACUUGACACACAAGGCCAAUGUUUCCCUUCUGACAGUAAGCCGACAACUGUUGGUGUUACUGAUGUAUUUAUGUGGAUUUUUGUUUUGGUUGGUCAGUGAAUGUGUACCUGGACAUGAUUAAAAUCUGUGAACUUGGAGCCUCUAAAAGAUGAUUUUUAAGUGAAGUGGCUCUUAAACCCCGCCUUUCCACGAAGCAUACGCUGCUAAUGACCGCUGUUAAAGUCUGUGGGAGUGUUUCCACCGGCCAAGAAAUGUCUUCUAAAUUUUUAGAUUGAGCCAGACAGGAAGUGAAAGAUAGAAUCAGUAUAAAGCAACUUUCAAAUUAAAAGGCACGUGCAGAUUUCCUUGUGUUUACCUAGUAAAAAAAAAAAAAAACUUAUGUGAUGCGUCCAAAAGCGGAGCAGAAAAUAAACCACAGACCUUUUGGUUACAUGCCACCCUUUUUCUCAUGGUCUUACAAUUCCCGGGAUUUCAUGACCUUUCGGGACCAGCUGCGUGGAACACUUCCACUUCUGGUUCACGUCUAAAAUGUUCCCAGUGGAAACACGUCUGUUACAUUACACUCCGCUUACGCCUACUGCGGGCAAUCCUGGUCCUCGAGGGCCACUAUCCCACAUGUUUUACUGUUUUCCCUGUUUCAACACACCUGAUUUCAAUCAGCAGGAGAUUAGCUGGCUUCUGCAGCUUGAUGAGCUGCAGAAUCAACUGUGUUGGAACUGGGAAAUAACAAAAAGAUGGAGGAUACCGGCCCUCGAGGACUGGAGUUGCCCACCCCUGGCUUACGCAUUUGAUGGAAAGCCCAGGUAAGUCACCUCGAGUUAAAUUUAGUUUGUGAAAUGUACAGAAGCCUCAAAGGUAAAGGGAAUCAUUUAAUUGUAUCUUUAAAAACAAUAAUUUUUAUUCUUUUCAGUUUUUUUUGCUUUUUUUAUAUCUGAAGGGCAACUGCAAACAUUUUUUUUGUUAUAUUUUACCAUUUAUUACUUGAAAAAAGACUUAAAACGUUUUUUUCCCAACGUGUUUGUGAGACAGGAAAAAAAGAAAAUGUAGGAAAAUGAAAAAAAAAAUCUUUCUUUGCCUUUUGGGGCUUCCAUAAGUUUUCUUUCUCCCAAAGAGAAAUUUCUUUUAAUGAUUUUGCACAGAGAAUUGUAUUCACCAGUAUUCUUCUGCACAACACAUCUCAGUGUUGAACUUUGGUUACUUUCAUCAUGAUAUGCAGCUUCACAAUUAGCCAGGUUGUCAGCGGGACGUUAUCGAUCUUCCCCAAUACUCUGCAGAAUGUUUGUUCUCUACUAAGGGAAUAAAUUAGGGGAAUAGAUCUUCCUUCAGUAGCACAACAGGAGCUUAGUCACGGUGUUCCUGCCUCCGACAUUCAGGUCUAACCAGCUCCUGAUGUAGUUGUUGAGCCAAGGUGUCCGGGAGCUUGCCAAACUGGCUGAUUCUAUAGUCUCCUAAAACCCUCAGACAUUUGGCACCAACGCACACACACAAAACUUACGGUUACACAAAGGAGGGCCAGAACAAACCUUGUAUGUUAUUGCACAAGAUGUGACUCAGACUGGCGCACAAAUGGACCCCGUGUGACAUUUUACAAACUCACAACACAGUUUUUAAUAAAACAUCAGUCAGUUGUAGCUAUGCAUAAACACAUGUAGAUGUGUAACACCUCAAACACAAUUUAAACAACAAAAAAGUAAUGUUAUGUCUGUUUACAGCACGUUUUAGGUUGUGUUUUUUUUUGGUAUGAAGCAUGUGAAAAGCUCUGCUUCCCAUCAAUCAACAUUUAAGGUGCCUAAUGAAGGAUGUUAAUGAUGAUAUUGAUAUGUUGAUGAGUAUAUAUAAUAAAGUCAUUAAUCUUGA